UUAUUAUGUCUGCUGGAGAGCCGGAAGUGCGGGUUUCUCCAGUGUGCAACCAAAGCAGUCGCAGAUUUGAGUACAAACGCAGAUGAAGUUUUUGACAAAUAAACUCAACGGGACGAACCAAAAGCAGCAGGAUUUGCAGGAAGCAUCACAGAAGAAAAAAAGACAUCUGUGGCAAGUCUUUGUCUUGUGAUGCCGGUGAAAAAGAAAAGAAAGUCGUCCGGAUCCGAGGACCCCGGCAUCAGAAAGUGCAGAAUCACCAGUUACUGUAGGACGCAGACUCCAGGACGGCUGCUUCACUCUGAUGAACAGUUCUCCAGCAAGAAGUGCCUCGCCUGGUUUUAUGAGUAUGCAGGUUCGGAUGACGUCGUCGGACCGGAGAGCAUGGAGAAGUUCUGCGAGGACAUCGGCGUGGAGCCAGAAAAUAUCGUAAUGUUAGUCUUAGCCUGGAAGCUUGAAGCGGCCAACAUGGGAUUUUUCACAAAAGAGGAGUGGCUGAAAGGAAUGACGUCACUACACUGUGACUGCACAGAGAGAUUACAGGGCAAGCUGGAUUACAUGCGCUCGCAGCUGAACGACCAGAUUAUAUUCAAGAACAUUUACAGAUACGCCUUCGACUUCGCCAGGGAUAAAGAUCAGCGCAGUCUUGAUAUGGACACGGCAAAAUCCAUGUUGGCACUUCUCCUCGGACGGACGUGGCCUCUGUUCCCAGUUUUCCACCAGUUUCUGGAGCAGUCAAAGUAUAAAGUCAUGAAUAAAGACCAGUGGUACAACGUCCUAGAGUUCAGCCGCACGGUUAACACAGACCUGAGCAACUAUGAUGAAGACGGAGCCUGGCCAGUGAUGCUGGAUGAGUUUGUGGAGUGGAAUAAAGCCAGAGUCGCAUUAUAGCGCACGCAGACACAUCAGAGUUUUUGUUGUGUUCCGGUGCCCCUCAGACGAAGGCACACGUCUCGAGGACUGCUUCAGCAUGUCCCACAUCACUACCCAGAGACUCUUACCGUGUUACUUUAAAAGGAAAGGACACAGAGCAGUCACAAGACAAAAGGGGGAAUAUUUUUCUUAUGUGUUGAAUCUGUUGCCGGUGUUGUAUGAAUUUUCAGUCUGUUUGUAAUUUCCUCUCUUUCUUUUUCUCUCGGAGUUAUACUUUGUUUAUAGUGUUUUGAGAAGGAGAUAAAUAAAGCCGUUGUAAAUUAA
Molecule: messenger RNA, 1194 nt
Organism: Cyprinus carpio (common carp)
Lineage: Eukaryota; Metazoa; Chordata; Actinopteri; Cypriniformes; Cyprinidae
Product: DCN1-like protein 5
Biological process (GO): protein neddylation; positive regulation of ubiquitin-protein transferase activity
Cellular component (GO): ubiquitin ligase complex
Molecular function (GO): ubiquitin-like protein binding; cullin family protein binding; ubiquitin conjugating enzyme binding
Source: RefSeq, a predicted model, not a curated record